AUGCCCGAGGAGGACGACGACGGAAAGAAGGGCGGCAAGGACGACGCAAAGAAGGGUGGCAAGGAUGACAAAAAAGGAAAGGACGACAAGAAAGGCGGCAAGGACGACAAGAAGGACAAGGGCAAGGACGACAAGAAGGACAAGGGCAAGGAGUCCAAGAGCCCCAAGAGCGGCAAGGGAUCGGGCAAGGGUUCGGGCAAGGGUUCCGCUAAGGGAGGAUCGCCAAAGGCACCCGCCUCGGCGCCGCCGCCCAAGGAAGACAAGUCCGAAAAAUCCGACAAAUCCGAGAAGUCCAAGAAGAGCGAAGCCUCCGAGAAGACCGACGUCUCCGAGGCUUCCGCCGAGUCCAAAAAGAGCGUCGGCAAGGGCUCCAAGGCCAAGAAGCCGUCGGGCCCCUACAAGGCUCCCGAGCCGUCGGAGACGAUGCGCAGGGCCAUGGCCGACGCGGGUCCCGUGUACGCCGAGCGAUACUUCAACGACGAGUACGAGGACGAGGACGAGAUGCGCAACUACGUCGAGGUACAGGUGUACGAGCGCUGCCCUUCCGGUAUGAACGUUGGAGAACGGUCGACCCCAGGCAGAGGAGUGCAACACCAGCGGGGACACACAUACUACACGAAUGCGCCGCCGACCCGCCGCCAGUCGCGCCCGCAAAACGAGGGAAGGCCACCGCCGUUGCAGCAGCGAAUUGAGCGGCGAGUAAGCGCGGCGAGCCAGCGCCAGCUGGUCUUCGACGGCCAAAACAUGUCCGAGAGCCAGGAGGGCUCGUACUACGAGUACGAGGAGCGCAGCCCACCUCAAGCAACGCCAGGACGUCGUGCCAGUCGCGAUCGUUACUCGGGUCAACAGAUGGAUCCCUACGCAGGUCCCCACCGGCUGGAUCGCCGCUCAAACCACCAGCUGGAUCGCCGCUCAAGCCACCACAUGGAUCGCCGCUUAAGCCACGAGCAGAAUCGCCGCUCAAGCCCCGAGCAGGAUCGCCGCUCAGGUCAUCACAUGGACCGCCGCUCAGGUGGGGUUUCGCGACAAGGUUCGCAACAACUCUGCAUAACGCCAAUCGCCGUGGUGGUCGACGUGAUGAACUUGGACAACCCCGACGACGAGGGUCGCUUGCGCGCUUUUCCCUGUACUCGAGGGAGCUCGAGAGAACGGAUGUGA
Dermacentor silvarum is the source of this 1158-nucleotide messenger RNA. Its product is annotated as adipocyte enhancer-binding protein 1. The record is from RefSeq and is a predicted model, not a curated record. The coding region runs from base 1 to 1158 and encodes 385 amino acids. The transcript has a single exon. NCBI's taxonomy places the organism in Eukaryota, Metazoa, Arthropoda, Arachnida, Ixodida, Ixodidae.